Molecule: messenger RNA, 3045 nt
Organism: Cajanus cajan (pigeon pea)
Lineage: Eukaryota; Viridiplantae; Streptophyta; Magnoliopsida; Fabales; Fabaceae
Source: RefSeq, a predicted model, not a curated record
CUAAUUCUCACUGCUUGCCCUAACAGAAGAGGUGUUGCCGACGCCGAGAGCGGAGUUCCGUAGCCGUUGCGGUUAUCAAAAUAGUUAUCGACUUUCACUUCAACCAACAACAAAAGUUGUCGCGAGUUUGAUUUUCUUGCUACUGUUGUAAUCUGACAGUUGUUAUUUGGUUCCAUCUUUGGGUUUGUUGCAUACGAGGGAGACUACUGUACUAGACUUGAUUAUUGCGUCAUGGAUCCUUUUGAUGAUGUUCUACCAGUGGCUCCUGCUGCACGUUCUCGGCCAGGUGCCAAGUUUGUUCCAAAAGCCAAAUUGAAACAGCUGCCUCGAAAGGAAAUACCGACAUCAGAACAUGCAACUUCGUCGAAAGAUGGAAUUUCUGGGAACGAAUGUCAGAAUGCAGUUGCUUCAACUGUAAGUAUGCUAGCAGAAGAAUCUAUGGGAUCCAUUCAUCAUACACAGGUAGAAAUUCCAAAUUAUUGUGAAACGGGAAAUGCUAAACAAGUUGGUGUGAAAGGAGAUAGUGCAGUCACAGUGGAUGAUUCUGCAACCACUAUGUCUGAAGUUGAUGCUGAUCAGAAUUCUACAAGCUUUUUAAAAUCAGCUUAUGGGGCAGAACUAGUAGAUUUUGAGGUGGGCUCAGUAACUAACUUCGAUCCUGAGACCAAUGUCAAUAAUGGCACCGCACAACCAGUUCACCCUGAUAAUGCCCUAGAUAGGAUGAAAGAACCCCCUAAAAAUGGGGAAGGUUCAUUUUUUGACAGCAACAAAGGUUUGGAGCUUAUUGAUAAUUCAUUGCGAGUUAGUACGGAUUUGGGCUUCAAAAGUGUUUCAGAUAAUAAAGCUGCCGAAUUUGAAUUGGAUCCUUUUAGCAACAUCCUCCCUGAUCCUGGCGCUAGGAAUGCUCAUAAAUUUCAGCCCAAGAUUAAGUCACGACCUAGAGCAUGCAAUACGCCAGCAAUUGCUUCUGCUUCAUCUAAUGUUAUGACAGAAAAAUCUGUUGAGUUGCCUACUUCUUGCAAGAAUGACUUUCAAUCUUUUCAGUCUAGUGGUGAUGGCAGUGGUGGACUAAACCAAUCAACUAGUUUACCUUUACCGGCCUCAGAGAUUCUUAGAACAACUGAUUUACCCAAUAAGUUUGAUUAUAUGAGCUCAAGCAUUCCAUUCUCUGAAGACAACAAGAGCUUGGAAUCUGCAAUUCCAUCCCAACUGGAUUCCCUAAAUGCUAUGCUUUCAGAGGAUGCAGUUCAUAAUGGAACUAGAGAUUGGCCUUCUAGCUAUGGCAAAUCAUCAGGAGAGGCUGCAGACAUUUUUUAUGGGCUGGAAUCCCUUGAUGACUUUAUCACCCAUGCUGCCACUGAUACAGGAAAACCAGCUCUUCAUUCUUUCAAUGAGAAGGGUGCAGAGGAAAAUUUUGCCACACCUGCUAGUAAUUCUAUUAACUCUUUUGGGGAAUGUGUUACUACCCAAGAUACAUUAACCUUCGAUGAAGGUGCAGUUCCCAAUGAGGAUGAUACUCACACUAACAAUAGGUCGGAAACAGAGGAAGCUGUGGACUUGAAUCCUGACUGCCCAGGUGAUGAUGUCUUUGAUUAUCACUCAAUGAAAUCUGACGAAGAUCCAACUUCUGGAAUUCCAGUACAUGAUGAGUUAACAAAUGUUGCAGAUAGUCCCAGAUUGGCUGAUCUUUUGCAAGCAGAUGUUACAAGGGAAAAACAAGAUUCCAAUGAGAAAAAAAAGGAUGACUCAACGCCAUGUUCUGUAAGGAAGAAUAGAAGAUCUUCUAUUGCUGGUGAGGAGGAUAAAGGUGGUAAAACCUCAAGACAGCUGAGAAAACAAGCGGCUCGUAAGCCUGCAAACAGCUCAUUGAAUGAGGAUGUUGAAGAUAAUGAUGACCUUGACCCUCCUUAUAAUUCUAACGGAGAUGAGCUUCAAGAAAAUGAUGAUGACUAUGAAGUUGAUUAUUCAUCCAAGAAAAGAAGAGCAUCAACAAGUUCAAAGAAGAAAUCUGUAGCUAAAAGUGGAAAAACAUCUCAAAAGCGUAAGAAGGCUAAUGACGAUUCAGAAAAAACUACGAAACCAAAAAAAUUCUCUCGUUCAACCCGACGAAAAAAAAGAUGCGUGGACAAGGCUCUGCUAGAAAUUCCUGAGGAUGAACUUGAUCCUCGAACAUUGCCUAUUAAGGAUAUUAUCUUACUUGCAGAACAUAGGGAACGGCUGGCGAAAAAAGAGGCAAUGACUUCAGGGGCAUCUUCCACCUGUCAAAGGUACUCAGCUUUUUAUGGUGGAGAUCCUUUUCAUGAGGCCGGUGCUAAUAAUGAAGAGGAGUUCUCAGGUUCAGAAGAUGAUAGAGACCCAUAUGAGGAUCAAGCAACUGAAGUGAUUCCAACAGCUUCGACUUUAUUCAACUACCAAUCUUUCAUGGAAAAGGCACCUAGGGGAAAAUGGUCAAAACAAGACACUGGACUGUUUUAUGAGGCUGUCAGGGAGUUGGGCACAGAUUUUUCUAUGAUACAACAGCUUUUCCCUGGUAAAACACGCCAUCAAAUUAAGUUGAAGUACAAAAAGGAAGAAAGGGAGAAUCCUUCACUGUUAACUGAUGCUGUAAAUAACCGUGCAAAAGAUCACUCUCAUUAUAAAUUGUUGAUUGAGCGACUGCAAGAUGCUUCCAACAAGGCAGAAGUAGAUCCCAGUAGAGAUGCCUCAGAUUUCAUGGCGGUGGAUGAGGUUCUGGACCUAACACCCGCAACUAAUAAUGAGGAGGCUGCAGAGGUUGCAACAACUAAGCAGGAGGAUGAUGUUAAAGCACAGGAAGAUUCGGUGGCAGUUCCUAGUCCAGAGCAAUCUGAUGAUAGUGACGAUGACUUUCAAAAAUGGUCUCAGUAUAAAAGUGUCUUUGAUGAAUAAUGAAAUAUGUAUAUCAUUAUAAUCUCAUUUAAUUUUCAUUCUUUUAAUUGCUGAAUAAUUUUGUGAAAUCAUUUUACCAUCCGAUUUCAUAGUCCAGCGCAUUCUUUUUUCAAUCUUGCGUUCAUUGUACAGUAUUUU